AUGCUGCUGUCAGAUUAAUAGGUGCGGCCAUGUUGAUCUGUAGCGAAUAAAAUAGAAUAAUUUUGCUUUUAGGGAAUAAAAAUUGACACAAUAUGCCCAAAUGCGACCUCAAAACGAGAUACAUCCCCGCGACCUUCGCCUGGACAUUGCUUUUGGGCACGACGUCACUAUUUUUUUAUUUUCCAUGCCAGUACUAUCUACAAAGGCACCCAUGGGUCCCGGCGUAUCAAGGUGUCAUAACGUUUUUUGUUUUGGCCAAUUUUACACUGGCCACUUUCAUGGACCCGGGAGUUAUACCAAAAGCUCCACCUGACGAGGACCGCGAAGACGACUUCCGAGCUCCUCUGUAUCGCAGCGUGGAAAUAAAUGGCAUAACUGUACGAAUGAAAUGGUGCGUCACGUGCAAGUUCUACAGGCCGCCGCGCUGCUCGCACUGUUCUGUGUGCAAUCAUUGCAUAGAGACAUUUGACCACCACUGCCCUUGGGUGAACAACUGCAUAGGGCGCCGUAACUAUAGGUUCUUCUUCUUCUUUCUAAUAUCGCUUUCCAUACACAUGCUAAGCAUAUUCGGACUCAGUCUGUACUUCAUCAUGAACAACAACGGCCGCACUUUGACAGAAGUCGAGCCUAUUGUGUCAAUGGUGAUAAUGGGCGUAAUAGCCCUCCUAGCCAUCCCGAUAUUCGGGCUGACAGGGUUCCACAUGGUGCUGGUGUCGCGAGGCCGCACCACCAACGAGCAGGUCACGGGCAAGUUCACCGGCGGCUACAACCCCUUCUCGAAGGGCUGCUGGUACAACUGCUGCUAUGCGCAGUUCGGCCCGCAAUAUCCUAGCCUAGUCCGCCCAUCGAAAUACGUAUACAAGGGCAAGAAGCGCCGCGAGCUCCGGCCGCCCUCCGACUCGGCCAUAUCGACAAUCGCGACCGACCAUCAGGUAAAGACGUACACGGCCGACAACGGGACGGCGCACCGCGUGGUCGGCGCACACGCGCACUAUAACAAGCUAUCCCCCGGUCGCGAAGAGCCCUCCUGCGAGAUGGAAGGGCCGGGCGCCUCCCAGUCCGCCGACUGCGAGCCCACGCCGCCGCCGAUGCAGCGCCGCGGGUCCGGCGCGAACCUGUUCCCGCCCGCCGACCAUCACCUGCCGCCGCGACAUCACUACCCGCGGCUCAGCCCGCUCUCUAGGAACACUAGCCAUGGCAACACAACAACCGGCUACCGCGUAGUGAUGGAGCCCCUGCGCUACGACGGCGGCGCGAACGGCGCGCGGCCCUCACCCACCAUGCAACAGCGCAUCAAGUCGCUCGGAGUGGCAACGCCGCUCGCCGUGAGCAGUCCUGUGCGGAGGUCCAACCCGGGCACGCCCACCGCGCCGCGCCGCCCCGACUUCAUCGGCGUCGGCCGCGCCGCCUCCCCGCAGCGCCGCUUCCUGUCCGAGGGCGAGCUGCUGCGCGACCCGCCGCCGCCGCAGCCGCACCCGCACCGCCCCACGGCCGACGACAUCCGCGAGCUGGCCGCCUCCCCGCAGCGCGGCAACUACCUGUGGGCCGAGCGGCCCGCGCCCGUCCGCGGCGGCGUGCCCGUGUUCCCGCCCGGCGCCCCGUCGCCGCUGCCCCGCCGCAGGCCGCCUCCCUCGCACCCGCCCCCGCAGCGGCCCCUCUCCUUCGUGCGCGCGCUCGAGGUGCAGGACCAGCUCGAGGCGCGCGCGCCGCCCAAGGACCCGCCCGACCGCGCCUCCGUCUACGACUGCAACUACGAGAUAUCCGUUUGAGACGCCCGAACUUUUAAAGAAACGUUCCGUGUUCAACGUUCCGAUGUUACCUUAGCGUGUGACGAUGCGACUCGGUUAUACGUUCUCGACCUCCGCGGUGUCGGACGUUCGGUCCGUCUAGUGCUCCGAGUGCGGCCCGCAUGUGAUUCCAAAGAACGUGUUUGUUAUUUUUUGUUUAAUGUUGUAACGCACAAUGAUCACUGAAAUUGACCAUGGAAAACCUACGUGUAAAUUUAGAUAUUCGAAUUUGAACUUAUUGGAGAAUAUCAGGCCGCCGGUCAGCAUUUUGUAUCCUCAAGCCAUAGAGUAGGUUCGCGGUGAGGAGUGAUUGUGUAACGUUACUAUAUAGUCAAUAGCGAUUAAAUGUAAGACUCGGGUUAUUGCUCGUAAGGUGUAAUUAGAGUUUUAUAUGUAUGUAUAUUUGUGAGCGAUUUGUAUUGUUGAAUUAUAUUUUACUUUGUUGACAGAGCGUGUACAUAGUCCCCCCCCCCAAGUGUUGUGAUUCCGAGAUGACAAUUAUAGAAGUAUAUAGAAAUUGUAUCGACAAUUUGUGUGUCUCAAUUAUUCUGUAUAAAAUAUAUUUAUAAAAAAUAAGAUUUAUUUGAGCUGUUGUAUGUUUUUCCUUUAGGUUUAAUGUACUCCAAGGAGACGCGUGGUUACGGAAUUGACUGAUUUGUUACUGCUUCAAUUUUCUUAGUUUCGAACUCGGUGUGAGCGCACCAAGUUAAGAAUAUGUAAAGACUCGAUCUGUUACUUCUAUGGCUCAGCGACUGUACACAUAUUUGACACAAACUACAAAAUUCAGUAUUGAUUGAUGUAGCACUUAUACGUAAUACUAGGAAUCCACAAUCACAUAGCAUUGACACUUUAUCAUCAUAUCAGCCCUUUAUCGCCCACUGCUGAGCAUAGGCCUCUCUUACACCUUAUACACGUAAAGAAGUAAAAGAUUGACUCUGGUAAUGUAUGUGCCAAAUAUUCCGUAGACACAUAGCUUAGCGCGCAAUCUGUUACUGGAAAUAUCGAUUUUUGUAGAUUAUCUGUGGCAGUUAUGAUCAUGUGGCCCGUGACCAGUAGGUAUUAUAUUACACUUGCUUUAAAAGAUAUAAAUGACUAACACGCUAAUAUAAAAUUAAAUAUCCUUACUGAAUAAAAAUCCUGGUCACGGCACCAUAUUGUAAGGCUGUCUGCACAUUGCACGCCGCUCCGGUGUGCGAGCGGGGCAUCGCUAUAUAAGUGCAUAGCGCUGUCUCCCUUACACUUCAGAACGGUAUUCGGGUCCGCACCAGAGCUAUAAGCUAUAGUAUAGUUUAUGGUCUCGUAAAUGCUUACACUGCCACAGGUAGAUACAUUAUCGCAUAUAAAUUCUCAUUUAGUUUUUGGUUAGCUGAUUUAUUUAGGUCAACAAAAGCAGCGCUGGAGCAUCCCACAAUUAAGUAUACUGAUUCUAUAUUUCAUUGCCAACAACGCUUUACACCUUUUUAUUUUAAUUAUUGAUAGAGCUUAUUUGAAUAUAUAAGUAUACAUGGCAUGCUAUUGUAAAGAAGGGAAUUCUUAAAGUCAAAAACUUAGUGUAUUGAUAAACAGCAAAUAUUGACUAUUUUAUGCGAGGACGUUAAAAUUAAAUUUUAACUACCGACUAAGGUGUAUAUCGUUUGAUACUGAAAGUUCUGAUUACAAUUUUUUUAUAGAACUGUAUUAAGUUGGCAUCUAUCAAAACCUCUUAUUGAGUUUAUUAUCAUAUGUACUUAUGUGUAUUUGUUCGAUACAACUUAAAUCGCUCUGAGGACUAAACAUGAGUAAAAAAAUCAGAGGAAUGGUUAAGAAAUCUUUAAUAUUCAUGUAAAAAAGUCACACUAAGAGCUAAACACCGUACACCCUUUUAACCAACUAUGAAAGGUGUUAUAAGUGUUUUCUAAGAAAGGAUAAAAUGUUCUCAAUGAUCUCGAUUUUCAAAUUUUUCGUCCUUAUAACGCAAUACUUAGAUUUUUACAAUAGAGAAUUCAUAUACAAACAUAUUUUCUUCUUACGAUAUGUAUCUAAAUAACACGUGCGCUAUAGCUAGGUAAAUUGUAUAUCUACACGUAAAUGUAAUCAAAAUGUCACAUCAGUGGCCGAGAUUAUUGUUUGUGUACAUAAUAUCAUAUAUUUAUGUAAUGAGUAACGAUAUUCUAAAAUUAACGCAGACGCAAAUAGGCUGAUACUCGAAAAAGAAAUGCUACAAUUCUUUAGGAAACUAUUAUAGAGUUCAGCUGGAUUUGAGACUGCUUAGUCUGUGGCUAAUUUAAAGGAAAAGUGACUUUAAUGCUUCAGAUACUUAUAUCUCUUCUAUUUUGUAGUAUUAUCUCAACUUUGGUAAUAAGAAGCAUUUGAUGCGUUAGGGUCACCUUUGCGUACCAACAUAUUGUACAGAAACCGUAUAUCUUAUAAUUUAUUAAGAUUAAGUAUGUAAAUAUCCUGCGAUGUAAAACAGUACUAAGAAUAAUUUUGUAUAGAAUGUGUAAUAGCAUUUGUGAAUAACUAUGAUUGAUCAUAAUCACUGUUUCUUCCUUAUUUAUUCGGUGCCAGUAACCUGUUUUUUUCCUGAACAUAUCAGAUGUGUUAAGGUCGCUGCAUACUCAACGUGAUUUUAUGACUAAUCACGUUUCCUAUACGGCUGCCUUUAGUGUGUAGCGUGUGUAAAUUAUGCAAAUUUAUUUGCCAAGCAGUGCUUAGAUUGUGAACGGCCUAUACUUGGAAAAGGAUCAUUAAAUUCAUAUUAACAGACAUUGUAUUAUAGAGACAACAUUCCGAUUUUCAUUUAUUUAUAUCACAUUCGCUGAUAGGAUUUCUUCAUCCAUUUAGUAAAAUAUCAAACUUGUCGGAAUAAACUCAUAUUGAGUGUUUUUUUUUUGUAGAUUUCAUUAUUGUCAUCAACUGUCUCGCGUCCAAGCAAAAUGUACCAUUAUGUGGUUUGCGAAGUCCUUUCUGACUGACAAAAUAAUACCUUUUUUAUGAGACCGUUUUUAUAGAGUUAGAUGGGAUUGAGCCUUACACUGCCAUAUUAUUUUGGCCUAACCCUUCUGUGGUUGAUAAAUGAAUGAAGAAACCUAUUUUGUGUUCAUGUAGCUAGCAAAACAUGCAGUUUUUCGAACCUACAUAGGAUU
Cydia strobilella is the source of this 4912-nucleotide messenger RNA. It is a transcript of the gene Zdhhc8, whose product is annotated as palmitoyltransferase ZDHHC8. Gene Ontology annotation, molecular function: palmitoyltransferase activity. Lineage: Eukaryota; Metazoa; Arthropoda; Insecta; Lepidoptera; Tortricidae. The transcript has 9 exons. The coding region runs from base 93 to 1769 and encodes 558 amino acids. Gene Ontology annotation, biological process: protein palmitoylation. The record is from RefSeq and is a predicted model, not a curated record.